GUAUUUUUUUUUUUUUUUUCUAUAUCAAUAAUGUCGGCCCCAUGGUAUAUGUAAUAAAUAUUUUAAAUAUAAUAAAUAAACAAAUUUGAAGAAAUGUGAAGAGUUAUAAUUGCCAAGGUGAAAUAAAAAAAAAAAAAAAAUAGGCAAUUGAGCAUCAUUUUUGUUGAAAGGUUUGCGUAAUAAAUAUAGCUAAUCAUAUGAAUGAUAUUGAUAGAUAUAAAAUAAAUGUUGUGCAAAGUGUGAACUAGCUUUAUCUAAAGUUAUGAUUAGAGCUUGUAUUUGAAAUAAUAAUAAUUGAGCUAGUUUUACUAACGGAGAUCAAAUAAAAAACAUGGACGCCGUUAGUAUUGACACAAAUGAACCGUCACAAACUGCUGAUGAUGAGCCUGUUGAUCAACAUGAUGAUAUAUGUCGUAUAUGUUUAACAACAAGUGUUGUAAUGAGAAAUUUAUUUAUUGAAGAUGAUGUUGUAUCAUUAUCAACAAAAUUAAUGGCUUGUACAAAUAUUAAAAUGAUACCAGAUGAUGGUUUACCAACUCAAUUAUGUUGUGAUUGUGCUGAUAAACUUGAAACAGCAUAUGAAUUAAAAUUGCAAGCAGAACAUGCUGAUAAUACUUUGAGAGGUAAACUUGACAAAUGGUCAGUUAAAGAUGAAUUUUUUUUUAAUGAAGUUGAAGUACAUCUUGAUAAUGAAAGAUCUGUUGAUAAAAAUUAUGAAAAUAAUAAAAAACAACAAGAACAACAACAACAACAUCAACAAAUUGAUUGUCAUGAUAAAAAUAAUUUAAUGGAAGUACAAGAAGAUCUUGGUAAUGAUCAUGAUCAUCAUGAUGAUUGUAGUAAUACAUGUAAAACCGAAAAUUAUAAUGUUCCUGAGAGUAUAACAAUUGGUGAACAUAAUUAUAUGGUACAACAAGAUUACUCAUUGACAAAUGAAGAACAAGAUAAAAUUUUAGAACAAGAUAGUAAUCAUGAUACAACAGAUUAUACAGUUAUUAUUAAUGAAAAUGUUAUGGAUCAUCAAAAUGAAAUGAUUGAUGAUGAAAAAAAUGCAAAAAAUCCUUUACAAUUAAAUAAUUCUGGUUCUGAUAAUAAUGAAACAAAUUAUUUUGAAAAUUUAAGUUUAAGUUGUAGAUUAAAACAAGCAAAUAUUGAUAAAAAAAAAGAUAUCAAUAAAAUAUUUUUCAUGUGUUUUAUUUGUGAUAAACAAUUUACAUCGAAAAAUAGUAUAAAAGAACAUAUGAAUUCACAUGAUGAAAUUCGUAAUAAAUUACCAGAAAAAAUUAUAAAAUCACCAUUACAGCCAUCAUCACAACCAUUAAAAUCUACAUCAUCUGGUAAAAAAUUAAAUAAAUGUCCAUAUUGUGGUAAAGAAUAUUUAUAUGUUAUAUCAUUUAAAAAACAUUUAAAACAACAUGAAAAUUCUGAUGAUGUUAUUGGACAAACAAGUAUUUCACAAUUAUCAAAUGAUCAGGAGAUUAAUUUUAAUUCUGAUAAUGAUUUUGAUAAUACUGAUGGUACAUUUGAAGUUAUAACUGAUGAUAGAGAUGACAAUGACGAUGAUGAUGAUGAUAAUGAUGAUAAUAAUUGUACAUACACUGGUACAUUAGAAGCAAAUCAAGUUAAUGCUGAAGAAGAAAAGUCAACAAAUAUUAUAACAACAACUGAUCAAGCUACUUGUUCAACAAAUGACAAUUUAAAUAAACAUAUCAUUCUUAAUGAAACACAAUUAAAUAUAAAAAUGCAUACUUCAGAUAAUGAUUCUGAUUUGUUGAAAAAUUCAACACAAUUCAAUAUCGAUAAUAAUGAAUUUAUUGAAGAUAAUUUACAAAAAGAAUUAAAUAAAAAUAAUGAAGGACAAUUGGAAAAUUUAUUAACAACAAAUGAUAAUAGCCAUGAUGAUGGUGAUGAUGAUGAUAAUGGUGAUAAUAUAAAUAAAAAAAUAAAUAAACAAGAGACAAUCAUUGAAUCACGUUUACCAAAAAUAAAAUAUAGAUGUAAAAUAUGUUUACAAGAAUUUCAUAAAAAAGAUGAAUUAAGUAGUCAUGCAAAUGAACAUGCUGCAUUAAAAAAUAUAUAUAAAUGUACAGAAUGUAAUAAAAAUUUUGGUAAUGAAUUGACAUUGAGAAAUCAUUUAAUAGCAACAAAUCAUCGUACAAUAAUACAAGGUAGUGAAUAUGAUCCAAAUAAAAGAAUAAAAAGAGUUGCUGCAAAAGCAGCACAAAAAAUAAUUGAUAAAAUAAAAAUAGAAAAUGAUGAUGAUGAUAUUGAUUAUAAUGAUAAAAAACCAAUAAUAACAACAACAACAACAACAGCAACAACAAAUUUAUGUUCAUCUGAAAAAUUAUUACUUGCAAUAAAAAAUAAAACAUAUAAUUUUGGUAAUAAUAAAAGAGAUAUUGAAUGUGAAAGUUGUGGUAAAAAAUGUAGUUCAAAACAAUAUUUAAUAAAACACAUGGAACAUCAUGUUAGAGAAGAAAAAUUAAUGCAACAAGAUGAUGAUAAUAAAAAAGUUAAAAAAAUAAUUGAUACAAAUACAAAAGAACAAAUUUCUAAAAAAACAAAUUGGAAUACAUUUAAUAUGCAAAAUGAUUUAAUGAAUACAGAUGAUGAUGAAGAUGAUGAUGAUGAUGAAUUUGAUAAUUGUAUGAAUUGGCCAAUGGAUAAUCAUGAAUGUCCAACAUGUAAAAAACGUUAUAGUACUAAAAAAUCAUUAUUACGUCAUCAAUUAUUACAUGAUGAUCCAAAUUAUGAAUGUGACAUAUGUAAUGUAAAAUUUUAUAGAAAAGAUAAAUUAAAAGCACAUUAUGAUAAAUGUUCAGAAAAAAAUCCAGAUCAAGUUAGAAAAUGUAAUAUAUGUGGUGAUAUAUUUGAAAAUAAUGAAAUUCUACGUGAACACAGAUCAAAACAUGUUGAUGAAGGUAUAUUAACUGAAGAAGAUUUACGUGAAUUAGAACCAACAUCAGAUGAUAAAACAAAUAAUGAAAAAAUACCAAGAAAAAGACGUACAGAUAUUGUUGGUUUAGAAUGUACUGAAUGUAAUAAACAAUAUACAUCAAGAAAAGGUUUAUUACGUCAUAUACAAGUACAUGAAGGUAAAAAAUAUUUGUGUGAUAUAUGUCCUAAAAAAUUUUAUCGUCGUGAACAUUUAAAAAUUCAUGUUGCAAAACAUAAUAUGAUUAAACCAUAUAAAUGUUCACGUUGUUCAAAACGUUUUAUUAAAGAAGAACAAUUAUCACAACAUUUAACAAAACAUGAAAGAACAGUUAAAAAUAAAAUUAAAGAUACUGAUAGUAAUUCAAAAAGAUUUUUAUGUGAAAUAUGUUCAAAAAGUUUUACACAAUCAACAACACUUGUUGCACAUUUACGUGCACAUAAUGGUAUUAAACCAUUUGUAUGUGAAGUAUGUGCACGUCCAUUUACAACAAAUGCAUAUUUAAAAAUGCAUAUGAGAACUCAUACAAAUGAAAGACCAUAUACAUGUGAAUAUUGUUCACGUGCAUUUGCAAGAGCAGAUACACUUGCUAAUCAUUUAACAUCACAUACUGGUGAGGCUAAAUAUUUAUGUAAAUAUUGUCCAAAAAAAUUUAGACGUUUAAAAUCAUUAAAAGAACAUGUAUUUAUACAUACUGGACAACGACCAUAUGCAUGUCCAACAUGUGAUAGAAGAUUUAAUAAUAAUGGAAGUAGAUAUGCACAUAGUAAAAGAUGUAAACAAAAUUUAAUGCAAAGUGUUGCUGCUGCACAAGAACCAAAUCAAACAAAUAUUAUUGAAAUUCAAACACUUGAAUUACCACAACAACACCAACAACAACUGCAACAACACCAACAAGAUCAACAAGAUCAACAAGAUCAACAAAAUCAUCAUCAUCAACAACAUCAUCAUCAACAACUAUUACAACAACAACAACAACAACAAGAACAACAUCAACAACAGCUUGAUGAUAAUGGUGAUGAUAUGCAGCUUCAUAAUAAUUCACUUCAACAACAAACACAACAAAUACAAGUACAAAUACAACAAGAACCACAUCCAACACAUAUACAUUGUGCAGUUAAUAAUACAAUGCAAGUUGUACAAAAUAAAGGCCUUAAAACAAUAACACUAAGGCCUGAUUUAGUUACAUCACAUCAAUUAAUACAACAAGAUAAUAAUAUUUCACUUCCAUAUUUACCACUUACUAUAUUACCACUUACUGUUGCACUUACUGAUGAUGAUGAAGUUAUUCUACCAGAAGGUGCAAAAUUAUUUACAACAACGCAGUAAUUAAUUAUCAAUAAUAUUAUUAUUAUAAAUAAU
Messenger RNA from Aphidius gifuensis, 4297 nucleotides. Its product is annotated as zinc finger protein Xfin-like. Gene Ontology annotation, molecular function: RNA polymerase II cis-regulatory region sequence-specific DNA binding; DNA-binding transcription factor activity, RNA polymerase II-specific; zinc ion binding. Gene Ontology annotation, biological process: regulation of DNA-templated transcription. Lineage: Eukaryota; Metazoa; Arthropoda; Insecta; Hymenoptera; Braconidae. The coding region runs from base 332 to 4264 and encodes 1310 amino acids. The transcript has 2 exons. Gene Ontology annotation, cellular component: nucleus. The record is from RefSeq and is a predicted model, not a curated record.